Pyricularia grisea is the source of this 4608-nucleotide messenger RNA. RefSeq lists its product as uncharacterized. Bases 389 to 4015 code for a protein of 1208 amino acids. Gene Ontology annotation, cellular component: plasma membrane. NCBI's taxonomy places the organism in Eukaryota, Fungi, Ascomycota, Sordariomycetes, Magnaporthales, Pyriculariaceae. Gene Ontology annotation, biological process: positive regulation of GTPase activity; Ras protein signal transduction. Gene Ontology annotation, molecular function: protein binding; guanyl-nucleotide exchange factor activity. The record is from RefSeq and is a predicted model, not a curated record. The transcript is spliced from 5 exons.
CACCACCACCACAACCAACCCAGAGAUCGCCCGCCCGCCCAAAAAAAAAAUAAGCCCUGUGGUCGCCGCCCCUUUUCUUCGGCCAGACAAUCUGCAUUCCCUAAACCACCCCCGGGAUUUGUCGCUCGAACCACCAACACCCCCUCAACGACAUUCCAACCAUCACAGCGCGGGAUCGCGUUCGAACGUGAUUGCGUCCAAAGUGGACUCGACUUUUCAACAACCACUUGUUUACUUGUAACCAAACAAACCUGCCGCGCCGUCGACGGCCAAUCUACGCCCCACGGUUACAUGAAAAUUUCUGGACAUAGGGGUGAUGUCCUCAAGCUAGACGCGUGGGACAUGCCCUAGUCUUCUCUGCCGCUGACCUCCCACCCCAGGGACCAGGAUGCUCAUGACACAGACGGUUGUGUCGGCUCUUGGUCAGGCUCAGAACUCUACUUCCUUAAUCGCCCCGAAUCGUCACGAUCCAACAACCGCCGCAGGCUCCACCGUACGGGACGACCGCUACCUUGCCGCAUUCCCGUCGACCUCGUCUACGCUGAUGAAUGGGAUUGUGGGCACGGCACCGCCCGGUGCUAUGUACGUACGCGCUCUUUACGACUACGAAGCCGAUGACAGGACCAGUCUCAGCUUUCACGAGGGCGAUGUCAUUCAGGUUAUCACGCAGCUCGAGAGCGGCUGGUGGGAUGGCGUUAUCAACGGCGUUCGCGGCUGGUUCCCCAGCAAUUAUUGUGAAAUCAUAAACGAUGUGCCCGAACCCGAGCCGAAUGGAUUCAUCGACUCGGUCGAGGAGGACCCAGAGGAGGAUGACUACGAGAAUGGAUUCGACGACGAAGAGGAGGAUGAUGAUGACCAGGACCUGGCCGGCGGUCUGCCGAUGGAACAGCCGGAUUCCCACAGCAGAUCUGGCGCAGAUUUCUGGAUACCGCAAGCGACUCCCGAUGGUCGAUUAUUUUACUACAACACCAUGACCGGUGAGACUAGUGUGGAAUUGCCCUUGGAAUCGCCCACAUCGAUGAACGAAUCUGGACCCCGCGAUCGGAUGAAUGUAAACCUUCCAGACAGGACAAGGCCCCCUCCGGAGAUGAUGGCUAGGGGUCUUACACAAGACGAAGACGAGGAUUCGGACGCGAACUCCGCUUCCGAGUUGGACGGCGAGUCUAUCAUGAUGGCAUCGCAAACUCUGGGGUCAAAUAACCGCGCGCCUCAUCCGAAGGACACCCUGUCUCCGUCCGUUUCGAUGGACUCUAUGAACGGACAACACUCGAUUACUCGCACUCGCGGCGACACAUUUGGUGCCACCCAGGCCAUUAACCAGACACCAAUGAUCGCAUCUGCUACCUCUUUCACCACCUUCAAUCUCCCCAGCGCCGCCACCAUACCCCGCUCUUUCUUCGACGAUGGUAGCACACCUCCCCUUACUUGGAGCCGCUUAGUGAACAACAUGAAGCGGUCCAUAGAACGAUACCGCGAAGCAAUCCAAAGUGGCAGCCGAUCCGAGUAUGUCGCACGAGCAGAGGAUAUAUCGGACCAUCUCAGGCUACUACUGGCUGCAGGUUCUGGAACAACAGACAACCACUCGGGUCAGCCCUCUAUUAUAUCAACCAACAAAGCCCUGUAUCCUCACUUUCGCGACAUGAUGUCCAAGUUCUCAAAACUUGUCAUAUCAUCGCACAUAGCCGCCGCAGACUGGCCUAACCAGGAGUCUGUACAGAAAUGCUUGUCAGAAGCCGAUGGGGUCCUGCUCGGUGUGUUCAGCUAUGUUGAAGUCGCUAGGCAGCAAAGAGGCGAGGAAAUCCCUCGACUCUUUCCUGGCUUCGUUAUCGGAAGUACUACUGGUGGCAGCUGGCAGAAUAACGGUCUCGCUGGUCGCGAUCCCAUAACGUCCAACUUCCUAGAAGAUGAGGAGGGUGUCGUCGAGCCCACAGCUGUUCUCGACGGCAAGCUGCUUGAGAGGUUAGACGAGCUCAAGAGAUUACUUGUCUCCAGUAUCAGGGAGCUCGACAAGAGCCUAGUCCUGCCUGAUAAAGUCAUUUCGCCUUACCGUCAUGAGGUUAUUGGUAACAAUGUCUGCUUGGCGGGAAGCAGAGUUCUGGACACCUUCAAACCCUGGAUCGCCAUGAUCGAAUCCAUCGACCUGUCAUCCCUUGGAAACACAUUUCAAACUCCACAGCUCGCCGACUUCAGCGUAAACAAGCAGAGCCUUUACGAUAACAUUUCAGACCUUAUCCUUGGAUGUCAGGCUGUAGCAGGUCCGCUGUCAGACGAGUGGUCAGAAGUGCGGGGGGAGUCGCUUGAGAACCGUCUUGAGUAUGUGAGGCAGUGUGGGAGGACUCUGGAGACAAAUUCAUCUCACGUGGGAUUCUCUUUACAGCUACUCUCAGAACAAGUGCAGAUCAACAUGCAGCAGCAAGUCGACUCUCGCGUGCGCGAAGAACCAUUUGUGCGCCAACCGCUCCAGAGAACGGAGACGAUGCCAUACCAGCCCAGCGGUCACCUGCGAACAGAGAGCCGAGGGAUCGGCGCUCCUCAGCGCCCUGGUUACGUACAAUCCGUGUCGGUUGAUGGUGCGGACCUUAUUGCGCCAAACAACAAAUUCCGCAAGAUUGGCGAAAAUUCCAAAGUGUACAAGAUACUUGGAGAGGACCCAUCACCUCAGGCUCCACCUGUUGAUGAGACGCCUGAAUUCCUCAAACUCAACUAUGAGGAUGACAUCCAGUGGGAGACCAAGACCCAACCACCAACGGUCAAAGGCGGCACGCUUUUGGCGCUGGUUGAGCAGCUAACACGUCACGACAAGCUGGAUUCAAGCUUCAACAACACCUUUUUACUUACUUACCGGUCAUUCACGACAGCACGUGAGCUCUUUGAGCUCCUGGUCAAGCGAUUCGGGAUCCAACCUCCGGAGGGACUCAGCCAGCAGGACUAUGAUAUUUGGAGGGACAGGAAACAAAAGCUGAUUCGCUUCCGCGUAGUCAACAUAUUGAAGAACUGGUUUGAUAACUUCUGGAUGGAAGAUUCGAGCUUGGAAGAGACGAAGCAGUUGAUCCGAGACGUCUACACGUUUGCCAGAGAUACUGUGAAGUCAACGGAAACGCCCGGAUCAGCACCACUGAUGGCACUGCUGGAUCAACGCUUAACCGGAAAGGAGGUGUCGGCGAGGCGCAUGGUGCAGAACUCCAACCAAGCGGCACCACCGCCAAUCAUGCCCAAGAACAUGAAGAAGCUCAAGUUCCUCGACAUCGAUGUCAUAGAGUUUGCCCGCCAGCUUACGAUAAUCGAAUCAAGGCUAUAUGCCAAGAUCAAGCCUACCGAGUGCUUGAACAAGACAUGGCAAAAGAAGCAGGGCGAAGGAGAGCCGGAGCCGGCGCCGAACGUCAAGGCUCUCAUCUUGCACUCGAAUCAGAUGACAAACUGGGUAGCCGAGAUGAUUUUGGCUCAGUCGGAUGUCAAAAAGCGAGUUGUUGUCAUUCGCCACUUUGUGGCUGUAGCAGACCGUUGUCGCAUGCUCAACAACUUCUCAACUCUGACUUCAAUCAUAUCAGCUCUCGGCACCGCACCAAUUGCUCGACUAAAAAGGACAUGGGACAUCGUCCCAGCAAAGGCCCAAGCCACACUAGAGAGCAUGCGAAAGCUGAUGGCAAGCACCAAGAAUUUUGGAGAGUACAGAGAGGCGUUGCAUGCCUCAAAUCCUCCAUGUAUCCCCUUCUUUGGCGUAUAUCUUACGGAUCUCACCUUCAUUGAGGAUGGUAUACCAUCGAUCAUCAAGAAAACAAACCUCAUCAACUUUGCCAAGCGGGCCAAGACAGCAGAGGUCAUCCGAGAUAUUCAACAAUACCAGGCUGUGGUAUAUUCGUUGCAACCAGUCAACGAACUCCAAGAUUACAUCUUGAGUAACAUGUCAGCUGCUGGCGAUGUGCAUGAGAUGUAUGACAAGAGUCUGCAAGUUGAGCCACGUGAGCGCGAGGAUGAGAAGAUAGUAAGGGUUCUCGCCGAGUCUGGAUUCCUGUGAGCGGCCAGACGCAACUUACCGUGCGCUGAAACGCAGCGGUAUUUUACGCCGACCAAAAUACCAGACUUGUGGUGGUCUGGUAAAACAUGCGGGGCCUGCGCCUCUACUCUGGGCCUCGUGAUGGUCUUAAGGAGAGGGGCGCUCGGAAUAGGCAAACUACUAAACAAUACUCAGGGUCGGGUGUGACCCGGGUGGCCUCAAUCACGCAAAAGGACCAUUCAAGACAUGUGAAAUGAUAUUACGUUGAGAUACCUUUGGAUAUAUAUAUAACACGACGACACUUCAGCGUGGGGUCACGUAUUUCUUCGGCGUUUUGGAGGCUAGAGAGGAUACAGUACGAAGCGAUUCUGUCUGUAGCAGAUGAUACUGGCAUAUGAUGGGCUGGCUCCUAUAGAUGGAAGGUGUUUGCUUCAACCAAGUUGAGCCGGAACGGAAAAGGGGCCGGUUAAAAAGGAGAGCACAAAUGCUCAAAAUGAAGGAAAGACAAUCGCUUCCGGGUGUUUACUUUGCAGAGUAGUCUGCUAGACUUGAAUGGGAGAACAAGUUUGAAGGGAAAUGAUUUUACAGUAGCGGGCCGAUUGCGAGGAUUUGUG